Molecule: messenger RNA, 981 nt
Organism: Teleopsis dalmanni
Lineage: Eukaryota; Metazoa; Arthropoda; Insecta; Diptera; Diopsidae
Product: lectizyme-like
Exons: 1
Coding region: 1-981 (326 amino acids)
Biological process (GO): proteolysis
Molecular function (GO): serine-type endopeptidase activity
Source: RefSeq, a predicted model, not a curated record
AUGAAUAUAACGCGCGGAUUUUCGGUGUUUUUAGUACUUGUAUUAUUUUACAAUGUACGGGCGGAAUCUUUCUUCAAGUCUUUGAACAAACGGAUCGUUGAUGGUUUUGUUGCAGAAAAUGAUGAAAUGCCAUAUUUGGCAAGGUUGAAAACUGUGAGUGGAAGGAGUGGAUUUGGAGCUGGUGCAUUGAUAUCUUUGAAAUGGGUUGUCACAGCAGCACAUUGUCUUGUUAAAUACGAACAAAUACGCGUAAUUAUUGGUACUGGACAUCGCAUUAAAGAAACUGGUGCACAAGUGCGAACUGUGAAUAAAACUGAAUUUCUUAUACACCCUGAAUAUCUGGGUACAAUUGAAAAUCACGAUAUAGGACUGAUGCAUAUACUGGAACCUUUUAUAUUCGAACCGGGUAAAGUGCAGCCUAUUGAAUUAUUUUCUGGCAUGUAUAAGGAAUAUGGUAUAGGAAAAGUUUGUGGUUGGGGGCGUGACAUAAAUCAAAAUCAUCCUAGAUAUUUGCAAUGUCUUUAUACAAAUGUAAUCGGUUACAAUAAUUGUGCAGAAUCUCUAAAACCUAACAGGAAAUUAAAAAAUACUAUGAUAUGUUCAGUAAAUCCUGGUUUGGUACAAGGUGCUUGUAAAGGUGAUUCUGGUGGUCCAUUAGUUCGAUUGAAUAUCAAAAAGCAUAGAACUAAGAAUGGUACAAAUUUAUAUGAAAUAAAGGAGGAAUUGGUAGGAAUUGUUUCUUGGGUUGUUAAAUCUUGCAGUAGUCCCAACACUCCAUCAGUAUAUGUUAAAGUUCGAAUUUAUAAAGAUUGGAUUGAAAGUGAGAUGAGAUUAAAUGAAUUAUUGGAGCAAGAACUAAAUGCUCAAAAUGAAACAACUACAGAAGCCAUAACCGCAGAAGCUAUAACCGCAGAAGCCAUAAACGCAGAAGCCAUAAACGCAGAAGCCAUGAACACAAUUAAUAAUGUAACUAUUAGUUAA